This is a messenger RNA of Petromyzon marinus (sea lamprey), 4059 nucleotides long. The record is from RefSeq and is a predicted model, not a curated record. NCBI's taxonomy places the organism in Eukaryota, Metazoa, Chordata, Hyperoartia, Petromyzontiformes, Petromyzontidae.
AUGGCGAUGUUUGUGACGGUACGGGAAGCGUGUGUGGGCCGAAGCGGCAUCCAGAGGAGCGCCAUGGAGAGGGGAGGGGGAGCGAGGAGAGGACGCGGCAGGGAGGAGGAAGCGAGGCGAAGGGGAGAGAGGGGGGUCGAGAGGGAGCCGAGGAGAGAGCCGGCUGCUGCGGGCGUGCGGGCCCGACAGGGGCUCAUCGCAGACAGGGACCAGUGGCGGAGAGAGAUGCCCGUGAGGAGGCUGGUGAACCGGUCGGUGCCCCGCGGGGAGGACGUGGAGAUGGCGAUGCCCAACGCGGAGAGAGCCAGGCUGCUGACGGCGUGGGUGAGACGAGCCAUUGGCGAAGAGAGGACGCUCAACAGGGAGGAGGCGGGGAGAGAGAGGCUGGAGGCGGAGAGGGCUGCGUGGGACAGACAGGCAGACGCGAGGAGGCGAGUGGAUCAGAGGGUCGGCGACUCGCGGCCAAGGACCGAGGCGCAGCAAGCUCGGUUUGAUAUUGCCGCGAGGGAGAACGAGAGGACGGUCGACAGACUGGUGGAGAGGGCGGUGGAGGCGACGAGGCGAGAGAACAUGAACGAGCGCAUCCUGUGUGUGCCGGUGCCGAGCGGCUUCGACGUGGAUCUGAAGGAGUGGAACGAGACCGUGCUGAGGGACCUCGUGGCCAACCCCAGGGCCCACAGGACCGGCUUCGACCAGUACCAGUACCGGUUGAUCAACCAGUUCUGCUACGACAACGCGGUGCUGUGGAUCAGCAAGUACUUCCCGCACCUCGUGGUGCUGCACACGCUCGUCCUGACGGCCACCAGAAACUUCUGGUUCAGGUUCCCGGAGACGAGCUCCAAGAUUGAGCACUUUGUGUCCGUGCUGGGCAAGUGCAUGGAUUCGCAGUGGACCACGCACGCCGUCCACGAGGCCGCGCUUGAUGGGGUGGCAACAACGGCGGCGGCGUUGCGGCCGUCGCUGCCCGCCACGGCGGGGAGCUGCAGCGACCCGAGAUCCGGCGAAAUCCCCAUGGAGAAGCUGCCUCCUGAGUCUCCGCCGGGACCGCCCCGGCCCUCCGUCCAGUUUGUCGACCCCGGCGAGGCCGCACCACCCGACCGGUCCCCCCCGGGGCAGAGCGAGGACCGGCGGACGCCAUCGGAUGAUCGCAUCCUGGACAAGAAGGAGGGCGAGCAGGCUAAGGCUCUCUUCGAGAAGGUGAAGAAACUCCGCGCUCACACGGAGGCGGGCGGCGGGCUCCACAGGAUAUACGUGUUGCAGACGGCGGCCCGCUUGCUGCAGGCGCUGGUGGUGCUCGCGUACACCGGCUACGCCUGCCCCAAUAUGCGCUACCACAUCCACUGCGUGGAAGGCGAGUACAUCACGGGCUACGGGAACUUCUACUGCGUCCACGGGCUGUGGCGCAUCUUCCGCAUGAUGUGGAUGGCCUACGCGACCACGAUGUGUGUUUACGCGCUCACCUGUGCCUACGUCGUCUACUGGGUGGUGACCUGCAGGCUCAAGGAGUACAGCUUCGCGGAGACGCGCCAGGAGACGGGGGUGGACGACAUUCCGGAUGUGCGCAACGACUUCGCCUUCCUCCUGCACCUAGUGGACAAGUACGACCCCUGCUACGCAUCCAAGUUCUCCGUCUUCCUGUCCGAGGUGAGCGAAAAUAAGCUGAGGCAGGUCAACGUGGAUCAAGCGUGGACCCUGUCGCAUCUGACGGGGCUACUGGAGAUCAACGCGCAGGGCGAGAGCGAGCUACGCCUCUGCAAGCUGGCAGCGGUGCCAGUGGACACAUACCGCCUCACUCAGAUACAGGUGCUGACGCUGGACUCGAUGCACGGGGUGGCGCUGGGGGCGGCGGUGGUGCAGUUGGUGAACCUGCACCAACUCCGGCUGCUGAACUGCACCGUGAGCGUCGACAAUCGCGCACUCGCCUUCCUCAGCGAGGAGCUGCACCAGUUGGAGGUGAAGUUUGCGGUCAAGGCGGAGGUCCCGGGCUGGCUGCGUGAAAUGCGCCACCUGGAGGAGCUGUCCCUGGAGGGGCCCCUGACGCCCGCGCUCCUUAAGCCGCUGGGCGGCCUCAGGCGCCUGCGGGGCCUGCGCCUGACGACAAGCGUCGCCCGCCUCCCGCCCGGCCUGGCCGCCGUCGCUGGCGGCGGCCUGCGCGCGUUCGCCCUCGACAACGGCGGCGUGCGCCUCGAGUCGCCGGCGCCCCUGAGCAAGCUGCGCGGCUUGGAGACGCUGCGGCUGACGCGCUGCGGCCUGGAGCCCGCCGAGCUUCCGCGGCCCCUGCUGGCGCUGGGACGCUUGAGCGACCUCGACCUGUCCCGCAACGGCCUCCGCUCGCUGGGCGACGGCGAUGACGCGUCGCUGCCGGCGGCCGCCUGGGAGCGCCUCGCCGUCCUGCGCCUUUCGGACAACGCCCUCGUGAGCGUCCCACGGUUCGCGGCGGGGGCGGGGUCGCCGGCCCUGCGCUCGCUCUUCCUCGACGGGAAUCUCAUCGAGGGCGAGCUGCCCGCGGGGCUGCUCCGCCUGCACGGCCUGCGCGUCCUCGACCUGAGCCGCAACGCCAUCGCUGCCCUGCCGCCCGACGUGUGGCUGCUGACUCAGCUGAGCACCCUCCUUCUGUCGGGCAACGCCCUGCGGCGUCUGCCCGAUGAGUUGUUCCGGUGCGAGGGAUUGCGGACGCUGGCGCUCGCCAACAACGAGCUGUGCGAACUCAGCGGCCUGGUGGGGAGGCUGAGGAGGCUGCGCAGGUUGGAGCUGGUGGGGAACCGGCUGACGGAGCUGCCGGCCGAGCUGGGGGAGUGCGCGGAGCUGAGGCGCGGGGGGCUGGUGGUGGAGGAAGAGCUCUUCGAGUCGCUGCCCGCGCGGGUGAAGGAGGCGAUGCGGGGCGAGCCCAGCAGAACGACGCAGAGCCCCUCUGGAAGCCGGGAGAGAAACGCAAGAAACUGGGAGGGAACCCCAAGACACUGAGAUGCUUUUACCAGUAAUUACAACCACGACCUCCUGUAUAUCAGGUAAGGUAGUUAACGUCUCAAUUACCAAGGCGUAGACACCAAUGAAGGUCCAGACGACCAGCGGACUGAGUUUGGGCCGAGUGGGUCGCACACGUCCAGUAAGUCUAGGGUGGGCCUAAUAAUACACGGUCUUGUGUCUGUGUUUUAUUGAUCGAACAGUUGGUUCAUGUAGCCGCAAACUACAGUUAUGCGCAUUGAAUAAUCCGUGGCUGAAAGUCACGUGAAGUAGCUUGUCUGAUAAUUUGUAUAAUCUCCCCCUGUUCUAUCUCCCCCUAUUCUACAGUGAGAGUGAGUGGAGUUUGUAUGAUUAGGGGUUGACAGGUCUGGGUGUAGGCACUGAAUAGGGAUUGACAGGUCUGGGUGUAGGCACUGAUAAGGGGUUGACAGGUCAGGGUUUAGGCAUUGAUUAGAGAUUGACAGAUCUGGGUGUAGGCAUUGAUUAGAGAUUGACAGUCUGGGUGUAGGCAUUGAUUAUAGAUUGACAGGUCUGGGUGUAGGCACUGAUAAGGGGUUGACAGGUCUGGGUGUAGGCAUUGAUUAGAGAUUGACAGGUCUGGGUGUAGGCAUUGAUUAGAGAUUUACAGGUCUGGGUGUAGGCACUGAUAAGGGGUUGACAGGUCUGGGUGUAGGCAUUGAUUAGAGAUUGACAGGUCUGGGUGUAGGCAUUGAUUAGAGAUUGACAGGUCUGGGUGUAGGCACUGAUAAGGGGUUGACAGGUCUGGGUGUAGCCAUUGAUUAGAGAUUGUUAGGUCUGGGUGUAGGCAUUGAUAGGGGGUUGACAGGUCUGAGUGUAGUCACUGAUAAGGGGUUGACAGGUCUGAGUGUAGUCACUGAUAAGGGAUCUAACACCAAAAUAAAUACAAAACCUGUAUUAGGGGAAGCCACCGUUGACCAAUUUGGACCCCCGGUUUUUUGUUUUUCUCCGUUGGCUCCAAGCGCUUGAUCAUAACCCCCAGCUUUUAAGGGCGGUCCGUGAAUCGCUUCUUCUCGCCGCUUCCGCCGGGAUGCUCGAGAGCGUGAAUGCAAACAUUAAAACGCUUCCCCAUCUUGA